This is a messenger RNA of Xenopus laevis (African clawed frog), 6669 nucleotides long. It is a transcript of the gene slit2.L, whose product is annotated as slit homolog 2 protein. NCBI's taxonomy places the organism in Eukaryota, Metazoa, Chordata, Amphibia, Anura, Pipidae. The coding region runs from base 618 to 5336 and encodes 1572 amino acids. The transcript has 42 exons. The record is from RefSeq and is a predicted model, not a curated record.
UUGGAUUUAGGAGGAGAGCAGCAGUGUAAGGUGCUGUGCCUUUAAGAGCAGUGUGUUUGUUUAGAACCUCCUCCUCUCCCUCUCUGGCUGCAAUGUGCAGUUAGUUAGCAGACAGGCUCUGGGCAGCAGCAUGGGAACUGUAUUCCCUGUAUUUACACAAGGCUCAACUGAGAUGCUAUGCAGUGACUCCAAGUAAGUUCUGCUGAAUAUACCUGCCUGGUGGGCUGACGUUUCCUGCAUAGACUUAGCCUAAGGAUAUCCCAGCUAUACAAAACCCACACAGGGAUUCUGACGGAGAUACAGAGAAGAAGAAGAACAAGGAUUGCUGGGGCUGCUGUAGGCAAAAAUCACAAUCAUCAACUCUGACGGGAAUAUAAAAGCUUUUGCUCACAGCCACGACAAGUUGCCAUUGGAUCUUGGAGGUGUGCACCAAGCAUGCACUGUGGAUAAGCGAGCGCUGCGCUACCUAUAGCACAAACUUGUGAGUUCAGAAAAAGAAGGAAAAAAAAAAUCCUGCAGAAGAUCAGAUUGUCUGACAGUUGUCCUGUGUUUGGUGACAUCUAACAGUUCUUGGCUUUACUUGGGUGGUUUUGUGUUUUUUUUUUUUUUUUGACCAAAUGUUACCAAGCGUCGUGAAGAAAAAGAUGUGCUACGUAGGUUUCUGGAAACUGUCCAUCUCUUUGGGUUUGGUACUGGUCACACUAAGCGAGGUGGCACCACAGCCUUGUCCAUCUCAAUGCUCUUGUUCGGGCACCACCGUGGACUGCCAUGGGCUCACCCUGCGGAGCGUGCCACGGAACAUCCCAAGAAACACAGAGCGUCUAGACCUGAAUGCCAAUAAUAUCACUAGAAUCUCCAAAACAGACUUUGCUGGAUUAAGACACCUCCGGAUCUUGCAGCUUAUGGAGAACAAGAUUACCACCAUUGAGAGGGGAGCAUUCCAAGACCUGAAAGAACUGGAAAGACUGCGCCUUAACCGAAACAAUCUGCAGGUGUUCCCUGAACUUCUUUUCCUGGGGACUCCAAAACUCUACAGACUUGACCUCAGUGAGAACCAGAUCCAAGCCAUCCCGAGAAAGGCCUUCCGUGGUGCUGUAGAUAUUAAAAAUCUGCAGCUGGAUUAUAACCAGAUCAGCUGUAUUGAAGAUGGGGCAUUCAGAGCACUGCGCGACCUGGAAGUACUCACUCUCAACAAUAACAACAUUACUCGACUUUCGGUGGCAAGCUUUAACCACAUGCCUAAACUCAGGACCUUUCGACUCCAUUCAAACAACUUGUAUUGCGAUUGUCACCUCGCUUGGUUAUCUGACUGGCUGCGUCAGAGGCCCCGAGUUGGUCUCUACACUCAGUGUAUGGGACCCAUUCACCUGAGGGGACAUAAUGUUGCUGAGGUUCAGAAGCGAGAGUUCGUCUGCACUGAUGAGGAAGAAGGUCAGCAGUCAUUUAUGGUCCAUUCUUGUAGCGUCUUACAUUGCCCUGCUGCUUGUACAUGCAGCAACAAUAUUGUAGACUGUCGUGGAAAAGGGUUGACUGAGAUCCCCACUAACCUGCCAGAGACAAUAACAGAAAUGAGACUGGAGCAAAAUUCGAUCAAGGUCAUUCCUCCAGGAGCAUUCUCACCAUACAAGAAGUUGAGAAGAAUUGAUUUAAGCAACAACCAGAUUUCGGAAAUAGCCGCAGAUGCUUUCCAAGGCCUGCGUUCACUCAACUCCCUUGUUCUCUAUGGAAAUAAAAUCACAGAGCUCCCCAAAGGCGUAUUUGAAGGACUGUUCUCAUUACAGUUACUACUACUCAAUGCCAACAAGAUUAAUUGUUUACGUGUAGACUCCUUCCAAGAUCUGCACAACCUGAACCUUCUAUCUCUGUAUGACAACAAACUCCAAACCAUCGCCAAAGGCACAUUCUCCCCACUCCGUGCGAUCCAGACGCUGCAUUUGGCUCAGAACCCGUUUAUCUGUGACUGCCAUCUGAAGUGGCUGGCGGAUUAUCUCCAUACAAACCCUAUUGAGACCAGUGGUGCCCGCUGCACCAGCCCCCGCCGACUGGCAAACAAAAGGAUUGGGCAGAUCAAAAGCAAGAAAUUCCGCUGCUCAGCCCAAGAGCAAUAUUUCAUUCCAGGAAUUCAUCAUUUGGGCUGCACAGAAGACUACCGAUCCAAGCUCAGUGGAGACUGCUUUGCAGACUUGGCCUGCCCAGAAAAAUGUCGCUGCGAAGGAACCACUGUGGACUGUUCCAACCAAAAACUCACAAAAAUCCCCGACCAUAUUCCCCAGUACACAGCUGAGCUGCGCCUCAACAACAAUGAAUUCACAGUUUUGGAGGCAACUGGCAUCUUCAAGAAACUUCCCCAGCUUAGGAAAAUAAAUCUGAGCAACAACAAGAUAACAGAUAUAGAAGAAGGGGCUUUCGAAGGUGCUAAUGGCGUGAAUGAGCUAUUGCUAACUAGUAACCGCAUGGAAAAUGUUCGCCAUAAGAUGUUCAAGGGCCUGGAGGGACUGAAAACCCUGAUGCUCAGAAGCAAUCGCAUUAGCUGUGUGAAUAAUGACAGCUUCACAGGACUGAGCUCAGUUCGCCUCCUCUCCCUCUAUGACAAUCAAAUUACUACAGUGGCUCCAGGUGCAUUUGACGCGCUGCAUUCUCUCUCUACGCUGAACCUUUUAGCAAAUCCAUUCAAUUGCAACUGCCACCUGGCUUGGUUGGGUGACUGGCUUAGGAAGAAACGCAUUGUCACAGGAAACCCUCGAUGUCAAAAGCCCUACUUUCUUAAAGAAAUUCCGAUCCAGGACGUGGCUAUACAAGAUUUUACUUGUGAUGAUGGAAAUGAAGACAAUAGCUGUUCGCCGCUGUCUCGCUGCCCUGCCGAGUGCACAUGUUUAGAUACUGUCGUUCGGUGUAGUAACAAGGGACUGAAGUCUUUACCUAAAGGCAUCCCUAAGGAGGUCACAGAAUUAUAUUUGGAUGGAAACAUGUUUCCACUUGUUCCAAAGGAACUUUCUAACUUCAAGCACUUGACACUUAUCGACCUGAGCAACAACCGAAUCAGCACUCUUUCUAACCACAGCUUCAGCAACAUGACUCAGCUCUUAACCUUGAUUCUUAGUUAUAAUCGUCUAAGGUGCAUUCCACUUCGGGCCUUUGAUGGGCUGAAGUCUCUGAGACUUUUAUCCUUGCACGGCAAUGACGUCUCUGCUAUACCUGAAGGAGUAUUCAGUGAUCUUUCUGCCCUGUCACAUCUAGCUAUUGGGGCGAAUCCUCUGUAUUGUGACUGCAAUAUGCAGUGGCUUUCCGACUGGGUGAAGUCAGAAUACAAAGAACCUGGGAUUGCAAGGUGCUCUGGUCCUGGAGAAAUGGCGGAUAAGCUCCUCCUCACCACCCCCUCCAAAAAGUUCACCUGCAAUGAAAUUCCAGGGCCUUGUGGUUUUCCCAUCGCAGGGCCUGUUGAUGUUAACAUUCUUGCUAAAUGUAACCCCUGCUUAUCAAAUCCUUGCAAAAACGAUGGCACCUGUAACAAUGAUCCUGUAGAAUUCUACCGAUGCACAUGCCCCUAUGGCUUUAAGGGGCAAGACUGUGAUGUACCAAUCCAUGCUUGCAUAAGUAACCCAUGUCAUAAUGGUGGUACCUGCCAUUUGAAGGAAGGAGACAAAGAAGGCUUCUGGUGUGCUUGUGCCGAUGGAUUUGAAGGUGAAAACUGCGAGGUCAACAUUGACGACUGUGAAGAUAAUGACUGCGAGAAUAAUUCUACUUGUGUCGACGGCAUUAACAAUUACACGUGCCAUUGCCCACUGGAAUACACAGCUGCUAACUUGAAUGAGGUGGAAAAAGGUGAACUUUGUGAAGAAAAACUGGACUUCUGCUCCCAAGAUGUCAAUCCAUGUCAACAUGACUCAAAAUGCAUCCUGAUGUUGAAAGGAUACAAAUGUGACUGUACACCUGGAUACAUUGGGGAACACUGCAAUAUCGACUACGAUGAUUGUCAGGAGAAUAAGUGCAGAAACGGAGCCCGUUGUGUUGAUGCAGUGAAUGGUUAUACUUGUAUAUGCACAGAAGGAUACAGUGGCUUGUUCUGUGAAUCAGCGCCACCGAUGGUGUUACCUCGCACAAGUCCUUGUGACAACUUCGAAUGUCAAAAUGGAGCCCAAUGCAUUGUGAAAGGGAAUGACCCUUUGUGCCAGUGCUUGCCCGGCUAUCAAGGAAACAAAUGUGAAAAACUAGUCAGCGUAAAUUUUGUGAACAAAGACUCGUUUCUCCAAAUUCCUUCAACAAAGAUCCGCACUCAGGCCAACAUCACUCUGCAGGUUGCUACUGAUGAAGAUAGUGGGAUUGUGCUCUUUAAGGGUGACAGGGAUCAGGUAGCAGUGGAACUGUAUCGUGGGAGAGUGAGAGUUAGUUAUGACACUGGAAGCAACCCAGCAUCUGCCAUUUACAGCGUUGAGACAAUAAAUGAUGGAAAUUUCCAUGUGGUGGAGUUGGUUAACCUGGAUCAAACACUGUCACUGAUCAUUGACGGAGGAACCCCAAAAUCCAUUACCAAUUUACCAAAACAGUCGUUAUUGAGUGUUGACUCCACCCUUUACAUAGGAGGUAUGCCCCUGAAAAACAACAUUGCAGGUCUUCGACAGUCUUCAAGUAAAAAUGGCACCAACUUCCAAGGUUGUAUUAGGAACCUAUACAUCAAUAAUGAACUACAGGACUUCAGAAAGCUAAAUCUACAAGCUGGAGUUCUUCCCGGCUGUGAACCGUGCCAUAAAAAAGUCUGCGUCCAUGGCACAUGUCUGGCUACAAGCCAAGCUGGCUUCACUUGCGAAUGUGAAGGAGGAUGGACAGGACAACUCUGUGAUAUCCAGUCCAAUGAUCCCUGUCUGGGAAACAAGUGUGUCCAUGGCACAUGCCUCCCGAUUAAUUCAUUCUCUUAUAGUUGUAAGUGCCUUCAAGGCUUUGUGGGAGUUCUCUGUGAUGAAGCUGAAGAUCAGCCCAAUCCCUGCCAAUCCAUUAAAUGUAAACAUGGAAAGUGCAGGCUUUCGGGGUUAGGAAAAGCAUAUUGUGAAUGCAACAGUGGUUAUACAGGAGACAGCUGUGAUAAAGGGAAGCCAAUGAUUCUACUCUUAGCUUUAUCACAAACUUUGCUUUUCACCCUUCAGCUUUCACUGAUUUAUCCCAACGAAUUCCACAGAAAUCUCUUGCCGAGGGGAACGGAUCAGAGAUUACUACCAAAGGCAGCAAGGUUAUGCUGCUUGCCAGACGACCGAGAAGGUAUCCAGAUUAGAAUGCAAAGGAGGGUGCUCAAAUGGUCAGUGCUGUGGACCACUGAGGAGCAAAAGGCGGAAAUAUGCUUUUGAAUGCACAGAUGGUUCAUCCUUUGUGGACGAAGUUGAGAAAGUCAUAAAGUGCGGUUGUACAAAGUGCCCCUCCUAAACAUGUAAACACCACAAGUCUUUUGAAAAUGUUGUAUACCUAUUGACCAUGUUGGACUAAUUAAAGUUUCAUAGUGGAAAUAUUUGAAUUAUAUUGUAAAAUACAGAAGCAGACUUAUUUUUAUUAUGAGAGAGAAUUUUCCUCAGUCUUAAAAAAAAAGAAAAUGGAAAAAAAAAAAGAGAAUGAAUUGCUGAUGCCUGAACUUUUAAUAAGAGGAGCUGAAAUAGGAACUAAAAAAAAUUCUAUGGAGAUUCAGCUUCAUUAAGGGGUAAUGCAAUGUCUCUCGGACACAGUUACACGCUGAAGAUACAACUAGUAAUCAUUUGGCUGGGACAAAAAAAAAAGGCUUGUGAAAUUGGCCACUACAUAUCACCAUUUCCAGUUCUAUACUGGCACAGCUAUUGGAGUACCACACCAAUGUGACAAAGGAAAAGCUGUGAACGACGAGGGAUCAAAAUAUUUUUAUUCUUAUAUGUGAUGACUGAGCGGCGUAGCCAUUUGGAGAAACUGCAAACAUUCCAGUGAAUCCAGAAAAGAAUCAAGAUUUGGACUUUGAAUUUAGUUCCACUGAUUUUCCGAUAUUGAUUACGUUCAUGUGAAACGAUAGCACAAGCAUCUGACAAGUGUUCAACAAUCCCUUUACCAGUAUUAUUUUUGUUUUGUAAGAUAAUGUUAACUGGCUCAUUAGAGAAUAAAAUGUUGGGUAGUUUUUACCAUUAGGAACAACUGUACACGUUUUAAAGCAGUAUUCAGACUGAAAGAUAUGUAUUUAUUGUAUCAACGUACAGCACCCUUAACAUUUCUAGGCUCUCCCUUAAACUGUUUUUUGGAUGUUUUAAUAUAUAUAUAAAUAUAUUAAUUUAUAAUGAUCCUGAUAUUUUUCUAUUUUGAUAAAGAAUACUCAAAGUCAGGAUUUUUCUUUACAUUUUGUAAUAGAACUAACAUAAGUGAAAUGUCUUAGGCUAAUAUGUUCCGUCUGAUGAUCGUUCACUUGUGGUUGUUGGAUUACGUUUUUGCAGAGACGUUAUACCUGAAGAACUCACAACUUUACAAAAGACAAAAAUGUCUCUUCGCACGGAAGCUUCAGAAUCAAAACAUAAUAUAAUUUUAUGUUUACGUGAAAUUUGAAAUUGUGUACUGGAAAAGAAAUUUUAAUACAGAAAUUCUCCAAAUCAAUAUUGCUAUAAAGUUUAUGUUUCUUUUAGAGCAGAAUACUGUGAUUUUUUUAUGUUCCCCUUUAAUAAAACUACUAUAGUA